UGAGUCUCGGCUCGGAGACGUUUCGGGCCCGGAGCCGCCGCCGCCGCCCCCGCGCCGCCCCCGCCCCGCCCGCCCCCGGCGCUGCCGCCGCCCCGCGCCCCCCUCGGCCCCGCCCCGCGCUCCGCUCUCCUCCUCACGGCAUCCGGCGGCGAGGCCCCGGCGGCGGCGGCGGCGCGGCGGCGAGAGAGGCCCCGGCGCCAGCGGGAACGCGGCAGAGAGGCGAGAGGCCCCCGCGCCGGCGGAGCCAACCCCCCCCUCCCCUCCGUGCCCGCCCGUGUCCCCCGCGCCGAGCCCCGGCCCGCGGGCGGCGGUGGCUGUUGGUGACAGCUUACAAAGGUGACCAGUAAAGUUCUCUCUGAGCAGCCAAAAAGCAGACAGCUCAUGACUUCUGAUCAGGACACUAAAGUUGUGGCUGAACCGCAGGUGCAGCAAGUACAAGAAGUUAAGGACGGUUCUCAUCUAGAGUCAACCAAGGUUUCCGAGUUAAACCCUAAUGCAAAGGUGUGGGGAAAUCAUAUGUUACACUUGGAAGCAAGUGGUGCCACUGAUGGUAGUGUGAGCAAAACGUGGGAAGAAAUACCUGACCAACCUCCAGAUUCUUGUAAAGAAGGACUGGAUGCCAACGGUGAUGGCGACAAAAAGCAUCAGAAUGCAGUGCUGACAGAGCUGCCGGAGCCGUCACCAGCUGUUUCGGUGUCAGACCAGACAGAUAUGAACCCUUUGGCUCUCGAUCAUUCUGAGUAUGAGUCUAUGCAUGAAACCACCCAGACAGGUGGAAACGAACAGUUGCAGCCAGAAGGUCAGGAAGAUUUACGAGAAUUACUGAAAAAGACACUGGAAUUCUGUUUAUCUAGAGAAAAUCUUGCCAGUGACAUGUACCUUAUAUCACAGAUGGACAGUGAUCAGUAUGUGCCAAUAAUGACAGUAGCAAACCUUGAUCAUGUCAAGAAACUCAGUACUGAUAUGGAUUUGAUUGUUGAAGUGCUGAGAUCGUUGCCUUUAGUUCAAGUGGAUGAGAAGGGGGAAAAAGUUAGGCCAAAUCAGAAUCGCUGUAUUGUGAUUUUACGUGAAGUACCUGAAUCUACUCCCAUUGAAGAGGUUGAAGCACUUUUCAAAGGAGACAAUUUGCCUAAGUUCAUCAACUGUGAGUUUGCCUAUAAUGACAAUUGGUUCAUCACAUUUGAAUCUGAAGCCGAUGCACAGCAGGCUUACAGAUACCUUAGAGAAGAAGUGAAAACUUUCCAAGGAAAACCAAUUAAGGCAAGGAUAAAAGCAAAGGCAAUAGCUAUAAACACAUUUUUGCCAAAGAAUGGAUAUAGACCUCUGGAUAUGAACCUCUACACGCAGCAGCGUUACACAACAUCCUUUUACAUACCUCCAGUAUACAGUCCCCAGCAGCACUUCCCAUUGUACAGCUUAAUUGGCCCACAGACCUGGUCAGCCACACACAGCUACCUUGACCCUUCAUUGGUAACACCAUUUCCAAAUACUGGAUUUAUCAAUGGGUUCACAUCUCCAACCUUCAAGCCUGCUGCUUCUCCAUUGACAACACUCAGACAAUAUCCUCCCAGGAACAGGAAUCCUAGCAAGUCUCAUAUACGACAUACAAUACCCAGUGCAGAGAGGGGACCUGGGCUUCUAGACAGUCCUACAAUAUUCAACUUUUCUGCUGAUCGUUUAAUCAAUGGCGUCAGGAGUCCACAGACGCGGCAGCCGGGACAAAGCAGGACACGGAUGCAGAGUGCUACUACGAGUUACACCAAGAGGGAAGUAGGAACUGGGCGGAUGGAACAGACCAGCGUUGACUCGUCUCCUGGACUGGGGAGAGGAAGGAAAAACUCAUAUGGCUACCGGAAGAAAAGGGAGGACAAGUUUACAAGAGGCCAAACACAGUCUCCACCACCCGUAAAACCUCCAUCUCCCAGCUUUGAAUUGGGUUUAUCUAGCUUUCCUCCAUUACCCGGGGCUGCUGGCAAUUUGAAGACCGAAGACCUAUUUGAAAACCGACUGUCCAAUGUGGUAAUAGGAACAUCAAAAGAAAGAAACAUUAAUGUGGAUGCAAGUACAAACACUAUUCCGUCAGGAAUUCCUCGAGAGCCGUUGUUACCGGUUUCUUCUACAUUGCCCAGGACCUUUGAAAGGUCUCCUUCGCCACCCCAGUCUUCUGAGGACCCCAAGGUUGUGGAUAAACAGCAGAGAGAGACACAGAGUACAGAAAGACUUUCUUCUUCCUCACUCAGUACUGCAUGUAAAUCGGUACAAGUCAAUGGGGCUGCCAUAGAACUGCGAAAACCUAGUUAUGCGGAAAUUUGCCAGAGAACAACUAAGGAUCCUCCUACAUUGCAACCCCAGAAAGAACAGAAGCCAAACACUGUAGCAUGUGGGAAAGAAGAAAGAAAGCCCACAGAAACAAUAGAGAAAAACAGAGAACCUCCUCCUGCAAAGUCACAUCCUGGACAACCCAAAGACCAGAGGAGACAGUCAGGACGCAGAUCGUCCCCUCCAGCCGUUGGCAAACGCUUAAAUAAAGAACAGAGUACCCCUCCAAAAUCUCCUCAGUGAAACUAACACCUUGGGGGGAUUUGAGAAGAGGUCUACUUCCCACAAAUUAAACCCAUGUUCCCACUAAGAUACCUGAGAAUGAGUUGCUGGUUAGGAGCUUGCAGUGAUACUGGGCAUAUAAUAAUGCCUGCAAGUUAUUUUUCUGUGAAGUACUUUUUCCCCUCUUGAACAAACAUUCUAUUUUUCUGGGUAUUUCUGGAUAGUUGUUCUAAACCUUACAUUUAGAUUGGUGCUUAAUUGGAGGUGAAGCUUAGUGUGAUUUUUUUUUUUUCCAAGGUGUAAAAUAUUUGUCUUUAAAAAACAAAAUCAACUUUUUAUUAAGCCUCUCUGUGGCUGUGUGAGUGCAAGCUCUGUAUAGUGAGUUUUUUCUAAACUGUUAAGCAGAAAUGUGCUGCUGCAAUAUUUUUAAUAAACAGGUCUGCAAGUACAUAUCUAAAGUGUCCAAAAGACUGAUAACGGCAGCUAGUGUGUAGAGUGCAAGGAGGUAGAACAUAUUUUACAAAUUAGUAUGUGACCUUGAAGACUUUUUUUUUUAUUGGGCUGCUGUACUAAGUGUCAGCAAAUGAACUUGCACUUUUAGGUUAAAUGAGUAGCUGUUUCUAGUAUUUUUUAAAAAAAUAAUCUUUUUUUUGAUGUUUUGCACACACAAAAUUAAUUCUACGGGGCACCAUAGCAGUCUUUCUAAAAUAUUUCCUUUUUUUGACUUACUGCAAGCAAGUAACCAUCUUCUCACUCCAGAAUAAAACUGAUGUUAUAAUUUGCAAAUACAAAGCACAUUGUGAAUAGAAAGAAUCAAGUCUGUGAGCUUCUAUGAUGGUGAAGCCUGUUAGUGAGUGGAUGUUAUCAGGAGAAAGCAGUGUAGCCUUCUUGUGAUAACUUUAGCUUCCCUGUGCUUGUAAGGGAGUUAACUGAGUCAGCGCUGUAUAUUCUGGUUACCCCUGUGCUCUGUGUAGACUUUUUUUUAAGCUCUGCCCCAAGUGCUCUUUGAAAGAGUUCAUAUCUUAGUCAGCCUUGUGUUGACAUCUUCCUGUAACUACGAGCAUUGGCAUAUGGAUUUAAAUUUUUCAAGAUGUGAGAUAGUGGUGUUUGUUUUGUGUGGUGGAGGAAGAGAUCCCUGAUAUUUACCUCUGGGAUGAGGUUUCUCACACUUAUUUACUUUAGGAGUGAUGCGCUUUCUGAAGGACAAGGAUGCACUAAAUUAGCAAGUUUCUAAUAAAGUUGAAUAUAAAUUAUUUUUGUUUUAAGAUGCCUAAAGUUUUUCUUUAAAUGUUUAAACUGCAGGAAGUUCAGACAAAACUCAUUCCUGCUGACUAUGACAGUACAGUUUAUUCCACAAAAAUGUUUAUUUAAACAACUGAUUUUUUUAAAGAAUUAUUUCCAUCCAAUAUUUAAAGACUUGAAUUUUAUUUAAACUUGAAAAUGACUUUGCCUUAACUUUUGUACAAGACAGCUUAGAGUUAAUGAGGUCUGACCCCAUGGAGGGUUAGCAUGAAUGGAAUACAGAAUUACUCAGUUACAGUAUGUAUCUAUUGUCACUGGUCUUACUGGGUAAACAUACUGUAGUACAGGAACUAGCAGCAGUUUUUGUAAUAUACCUUAAAGAUCUUAAACAGUUGAUCUUUUUCAGAUUGUUGAAAAACCUGUAAAUGCAAAUAGUCAAUACUGUAUUAAAUAUGUGCACUUGGAAGUGUGUGCUUUGCUUGUACAGUUGUAAAUAAUCAGAACAUAUAAAAAGGUACCCUAAAGAAAAAAAUCUGAUAAAAAUUAUUGAUAUUAUAAAUGUUGCUGUUGAGCUGGAUGUAGAUAAACUAAAUGUUGUGGUUUGAAUAUUACUUUAA
Molecule: messenger RNA, 4400 nt
Organism: Pipra filicauda (Wire-tailed manakin)
Lineage: Eukaryota; Metazoa; Chordata; Aves; Passeriformes; Pipridae
Gene: LARP4B
Product: La ribonucleoprotein 4B
Exons: 17
Coding region: 382-2562 (726 amino acids)
Biological process (GO): positive regulation of translation
Cellular component (GO): cytosol; cytoplasmic stress granule
Molecular function (GO): mRNA 3'-UTR binding
Source: RefSeq, a predicted model, not a curated record